This is a messenger RNA of Pocillopora damicornis (cauliflower coral), 2138 nucleotides long. RefSeq lists its product as uncharacterized. The record is from RefSeq and is a predicted model, not a curated record. Lineage: Eukaryota; Metazoa; Cnidaria; Anthozoa; Scleractinia; Pocilloporidae.
CCUUCAACUUGAAAAACGGAAGGACUUACCAGAAGGCCAGAGACAUGUGACGUCACUAGAAACCUGUUUGUUGUUGCGGAUGAGCGGGUUAUUAUCUCACUCGAGAGGUUGCGUUAAUAUAUUGAUAGAAAAAGGUUGUGAAAAGAAACAUGGCGGACACUUGAAGCCAAAAAGCUAAACUGCAACAGAAAUGAAUAUCAUUCCUGUGAUUCCUGAAAGAUGACUUUUGCUUUCAAAGUUCUUUUCCUCGCACUGUUGGAACUUUGUCUUUUCGUGGAAUAUGACCUAGCACCUUUGUUUUACGUAAAGCGAAUUCCAGAGACAGAGAUCCAAAUUCUAGGCACGGUCAGCAGCGUGCGGCAAGAAAGAAGCUCAUCCGUCACUAAUGCGCCUGUGCUGGCAAAAAGCGUCAUCGAAACUAAGGACAACCAUGACAAAAAUGUGGAGGAAACAAAAAGAGAUGUGAGUCUUGAAGAACUGUUAACUGACGACAGUCGGAAAAGAGAAAAAAGAAUUGACAAGGAUAAAAAGAGCGUUGAGGGAGAGACUCAAAUACAAAAACCGGCAAGAGCGAAUAAAAAUUCAGUCAAUUCUUCGCCGACAUCGACUCUGGAUGGCCAGAUGGAAAAUACUGCAUUUACAAAAAGGGAUCCCGCUGCCCCACUGGCCUCGACGAGGGAUUUGUUAUAUGGGAUGAUGAAAACAAGGACAAUAAAAAUUCUAAAUACGGAGACUUACCCGAAGGUCUUUUCAACGAAGACUCCAAGAUUUUCUUUUGCUGCAGCACAACUGGUAGUGCCAGCAAAGAGAUCACUCUGCCCAACAAAGCUCCAUUCUUACUAUUUGCUUACGAGUCUUAUCUUUGCCAGAAGGUUAAAGGUAUGAGAGUGGAGACAGAGUUCGUCAAAUUUGAUGACGAAGACCGAGGCAAUAUCGAUUACGAAGGUGGCGAAUUUCCAUUCGGAAUACACCGAGCAGACAAAGACCACAUGUUUUUUUUAUGUUACUACACACCGGAGGGACAAAACAGCACUUUGAUGCCAGUCUCUGCAGACAAUAAAAGUAAGAGCUCAUCUUCUUCCAAGAAUUUCAUUCUAAAAGAUGGACUCAAAAAGCACAAGUCGAAAUCGGAAAACAAACAAGUCGAUAAACUGGAGGAACUGGAAAAAUUGCGAAACUCCGAGAAAAUGAUGGACGCAUUCCUUGCCAGUACUGCUCCGCAUAACAAAGAAACAAACAAAAAUGAGAGGACGAAGACGAUCAUUAAAACUAUAAGGAUCCCCGAACGCGAGAACACGACAUCAAUAGUUGUAACAACAGCUGGGAUCGUCUUGGGUAUCGUAGUGUUGGGGGCAGUGGUCGGUAUAGUUGUCAUAAAACAUAUCAGGUCAAACAGAGAUGGGAUCAACGUAGAUUCACUGGAUGAACAAAUUUACACGGCGUCCUCACGGAGAAGUAGCUUCACCACCUCAGAAGAUGAAGUGGAACUCACUGAAGCUGACUUUGAAGAUGAGUUGGUUGAAGACCAAUAUCUUCCGUCAGACUCCGAACUUAAGUCAGGCUUAGAACUCAUGUUUCUUAAACAACAAAGACAUUAUUGGACACGAAAAAAGAAGCCCUGAUAGAAUGCUUCACAGAUACAAUAGUGUAUUCAAGGAUAUUCCUCUAGGAGACUUUAAAUGGACCUGGAAAGUUUCCGUGUGGACCGUGGUCCGUUACUUGAGGUCACAAAGACAGUUUUCAUGUGUGUCUCCCGCUAAUUCGUUCGUUUUACUGAGCAUAAAGACUGAAGAUAAUUUAAUUGUACCUCGAUGUAAAUAAAUGAAACACCUGCUCAACGCACAACUCAUAAAGAAUUGGAAAAAAAUUGAAAAAUGAGGCACACAAACAGUAAAUGUCGCAAAUACAGGACACUCAGAUGACUCCCAUUCAAAGUUUGUCCAUCAUUUAACAGAGACAAGUAAACUUUUUAGCAAUGAAAUAACGGAACCAUAUUUCGAUGCCGUACCCUGUUUAAUUUGCACUUUGAUACUUUGGAUGAUUGAUGAAUCAGGGAAAUUUUUAGCCAUAGUGAGUGGAGAUCAGUGUCAUCCCACUCCUUAUUUGCUUUUUAAUUAAAACAAUGAACAUUUAUGGAA